Benincasa hispida (wax gourd) is the source of this 1084-nucleotide messenger RNA. RefSeq names its product isoprenoid F (gene ISPF). Gene Ontology annotation, molecular function: 2-C-methyl-D-erythritol 2,4-cyclodiphosphate synthase activity. The record is from RefSeq and is a predicted model, not a curated record. Lineage: Eukaryota; Viridiplantae; Streptophyta; Magnoliopsida; Cucurbitales; Cucurbitaceae. Gene Ontology annotation, biological process: terpenoid biosynthetic process.
UGACACUGACACCCUCCCUACGCGCCUUGCUGGCGCCAACAGCACAAUUCAACCACACAAAGUCACAAACAACCAAAGCUUCUUCCUUUGCCCCUUUCCAUGGCCGUCUCCGCCCCCUUCUUCGCCUCUCCCACCGCCGCCACAACCUCCCACCAAUCCCUUUCUCUUUCUUUCUAUCCUCCUUCCUUUCUCCGAAGAAAUUUCACUGCCGUUUCCUCCUCCUCCUCUUCUCUACCUUCCUUCCGUGUCAAGUCCGCCGCUUCUCCCUCUGUCGCUCCGACUACCGCCGUCAAAUCCGAUUCUCCCUCCAAAACCUUGCCAUUUCGGGUCGGACAUGGCUUCGAUCUUCAUAGGUUGGAACCUGGGUACCCUUUGAUUAUUGGGGGGAUUAGUAUUCCCCAUGAUAGAGGCUGCGAGGCUCAUUCCGAUGGGGAUGUUUUACUACACUGUGUGGUUGAUGCAAUUUUGGGUGCUCUGGGGCUUCCUGAUAUUGGACAAAUCUUUCCAGAUUCAGAUCCCAAAUGGAAGGGUGCUCCAUCAUCUGUUUUCAUGAAAGAAGCUGUGAGACUAAUGCAUGAGGCAGGUUAUGACAUAGGCAACUUGGAUGCCACAUUGAUACUUCAAAGACCAAAGCUUAGCCCUCACAAGGAAGCUAUCAGAGCGAACCUCUCUGAGCUCCUGGGAGUGGACCCCUCAGUCGUGAAUCUGAAAGCAAAAACACACGAGAAGGUCGACAGUCUCGGCGAAAACAGAAGCAUUGCUGCUCAUACUGUGGUCCUCUUGAUGAGGAUAUAGAAGCCCCAACAACAAUGUGCUCUUAAAGUGGAAUAUGCUUUAUCGACAAUACUUUGAAUUUCCCCCCAUCCCUCCACAGUUCCUUGCAAAGUGCAAACGAUUGUAAGUUGGUUGUUGCAUUAAACUUUUUAAUCAUUCAACAACAUGAAAGAAAAUGGUUUGGUGGGAAAGGAUUAGAAAUUGCCUACAAUGGUUUCUUAUUUUUCCUCCCUCGUUUUCAAUUUUACUUGAUUAAACUCUAAACUUGAAGUACAUAAAUUCCUAUGUAAUUGUUCAGUUGCUAUCUUUA